Phycomyces blakesleeanus NRRL 1555(-) is the source of this 1698-nucleotide messenger RNA. RefSeq lists its product as hypothetical. Gene Ontology annotation, molecular function: basic amino acid transmembrane transporter activity. The transcript has 8 exons. Bases 1 to 1698 code for a protein of 565 amino acids. The record is from RefSeq and is a predicted model, not a curated record. Gene Ontology annotation, cellular component: fungal-type vacuole membrane. NCBI's taxonomy places the organism in Eukaryota, Fungi, Mucoromycota, Mucoromycetes, Mucorales, Phycomycetaceae. Gene Ontology annotation, biological process: basic amino acid transport; transmembrane transport.
AUGACCAGUGGCUCUUCUAUAAAGGAAGGAUCUCCUAUUAUCAAGGAUUCUGGCCAGGAAAACAACUAUGGUUCUACAAGCGAUAAUGUAUCUACCUCUAGUACUCAAGAUGAUCAAAUCACUAUAACUUUGAAGCCAACUUCUGAGGAUGACCACCCAGAUCUUACAAAGUACAUGGGAAAGGCCUCCUUAUCAGUCUUGGUUACCUGUUUAUGCACUGGUUGCUUCUUGUCUGCCAUGGACUCUUCAAUUGUAACCACAGUCUUCAAUGAAAUCGGCACAGAGUUUAAAAACUCCAACUUAUCUGUCUGGAUUAUGACAUCUUAUAUGCUCAGUACUUCUGCCGUACAGCCUUUGUAUGGAAAGCUGUCGGAUAUAUUUGGUCGUAAAAACACAUUGGUCGCAAUCCUAUUGUUCUUUUUGAUUGGAUCUUGGUUAUGUGGUGCAGCCAGAACUAUGUUGGAGCUGUCAAUCGCAAGAGCUAUUGCAGGUCUUGGCGGUGGUGGGUUGAUGACAAUGGCCUCGGUUGCAAUCCAUGACCUUGUACCAAUGAGAAGUAGAGGACAAUACCAAUCAUAUGUAAACAUGGCUCACACCGUUGGUGCUACAGUGGGCGCACCUUUGGGAGGUCUUAUCAACGACAUGUUUGGAUGGCGUUAUUGUUUCUACCUAAACUUGCCACCAUGUUUAGUGAUCCUGUAUAUCUAUGUCUACAGACUAGAGAACUACAACCUUGCGGUCUCAAAGUCAAAUGAACCUCUGAGCGAAAAGAUGAAGAACGUUGAUUUCGUGGGAGCACUUAUACUCCUCACAGCCAAUGUCACGUUUGCCACGGGUGUUUCAUUGGGUGGAAACACACAUCUUUGGAGCGAUCCUUUUAUUGUCGCACUCUUGGUCAUUGCCGGAAUAUCCUUUGUUAGCUUUGGAUUUUACGAGUUCUAUGUGGCCAAAAAGCCAUUGGUUUCUCGUGAAUUGAUCAGAAACAGUAAUCUGGUUUCUGUGGUCCUCAAUAACCUUUUCUUGUGUUCGGCUACUAUGGGUAUCGGUUAUUUGGUCCCUCAGUUCUUUAUGGGUGUAUUGGGUUAUAAUGCUUCUUCAGCUGGUCUGUGGGUACUUCCUAGAACUGCCAUGGUAACUAUUGGAUGUUGGGUUGCUGGUCGUUACUUGGCUGUCACUGGCCGCUACAAAAAAUAUAUUGUGGUCUUUUCGGUCGUAAAUGUGGGAGCCACGGUAUCCCAUUUCCUUUGGACCUCUACUACUCCAAUGUGGGUUCAAUUUUUAAGCAUGAGCGUAGAAGGCUAUUGCUUUGGAACACUCUUUGUAGCCACCAUGGUAGCUCUUGUAGCAGACAUUUCUCGUACAGAAAAUGCUUCUGCCACGUCCAUGAUGUUCUUGUGCCGAAGCACUGGUUGGUUGACCGGAAGUACUGUGACGGCUGCUAUUCUUCAAGCCAAUCUCAAGAAGAAUUUGACUGCUUCUAUCAAAGGUCCUGAUGCACCAAAGAUUAUCGAGUUUGUACGCACUUCGAUUACAAAGAUCCGCACUUUGCCUCCAGAUAUCCAGAUUGUUGUUCUUGCUGCCCUUGAAAAAUCUAUCCAUGUUACCUUUUGGUAUGCUAUUGUCUGUUCGUCUCUGUGCUUCUUGGUGACAUCUUUGUUUAUGAAAGAUUGUCACUUGAGCUCAGGAAAGAGCAAAUAA